Molecule: messenger RNA, 369 nt
Organism: Colletotrichum lupini
Lineage: Eukaryota; Fungi; Ascomycota; Sordariomycetes; Glomerellales; Glomerellaceae
Exons: 3
Coding region: 1-369 (122 amino acids)
Source: RefSeq, a predicted model, not a curated record
AUGGGUUACCUCCCUCCUCCAGGUUGCCCAUUUGCUUCACCUUACAAGGCAGUGGAGGCCACUGGGAAUCUGGGAAGCCUGGCGGAGAAGGUCUUUCUCACGAGCUUGAUCAUCUCAGCUUUUGGCUCCGAUGAUGAAACGGGGCUGAAUACUUAUGCUGCCGGCCUUCGCUCCAGCACCUCGCUUGUCACUGCACCUGAUCAAGGCGCCCUCGUCAAUUCAAAGCUCUCAAACGUCCACAAUCCCACUACAAUAGCUACGAACAUCGCCGCUUCUAUCUGCAACCAGCCACCCCGUGAUGACCUGAACUUUCGGAAACAAUUUCAUUACCCCUCGACAUCGUCACUGGUCCUGCUCCCCCUCGGUUGA